Paramecium pentaurelia is the source of this 1866-nucleotide messenger RNA. The record is from the annotation of a GenBank genome assembly. NCBI's taxonomy places the organism in Eukaryota, Ciliophora, Oligohymenophorea, Peniculida, Parameciidae.
AUGAUAAAGAGGAAAAUUUCCAAAUUUACUCCUUUUGAUAGGGUAUUGGAUGGAUUGGAAUAAGAGGAACUUAUUGAUGAAGAUGUUAAUAUGAAAAUCAUAAAAGUUUACAAUCGAAAGAAAAACAAUAAAAUGUUUCUUUUAGAGAGGUUAAUUUCAAAUGAAAAAGAACAUUUAAAAUACAUAGAUGAAAUUCACAAAUAUGAAAUAAUUAAUGCUGAUGGAUUAUUAUGCAUAGAUAAAUGGGUAUUUAUUAUUUAUUAACAGACAUAUGAUAUGUUGAUUGAUUAAAAUUUAAACAAACUAUACAAAUUCAUUUUAGUGUUUGACACUUAUUCAUAGAAUUUAAAUCAAUACCUUGAGAAUAUUUAAGUAAUGUAUUAUAAAUUAUUAAGUCAAAAAAAAUUUAAUUAUUAAAAGAAGACAUCGUUGUUUUCUUUAGAGCAAUUAUUUUGUCGAUUAAUUAUUUACAAUAACAAUAAAUUAUAGCAUUUAAUCCUGUGACAAUGUCAUGCAUUUUGAUUUGCUCAGAUUCAUGUAUGAAAUUUAAUUGCAUACCAAUAUUAUUAACUUAACAUGCACUAGAAAAAGCCAAAAAGGAAAGUUUACUUUAUUAAGCACCUGAAUAAGUAAAAGAUAUUAAAAACAUUAAUCAUAUCUAUUCACAAGCAGUCUAUUCUUUAGGAUUAAUAUUUAUAUAACUCUUUUUAUUAAAACAUAUUGAUUAAUUGAGGAAAUAUGAAGACAUCAAAUAAAGCAUAAAAGAAAUUUAAAUUAAAUAUGGAGAUGCUUAUAAAUCUUAUUUAGAAAGUAUGGUAGAAUAGGAUCCACAUAAAAGAAUUAAAUUAUAAGAAUUAUGCUAAACAUUAUCAAUUUAGGAACCUUAAAAAUAGAUCAAGGACAAUAUAAAAAUUACAUUUUCAGAGACAUUUGAAUAUUAUCGGAAAUAAUAUUCUAUAUUAAAUGUACCUGAACCUCGAUCUAUUGCAUAUGGUAUUCCUUGGAGCAGAAAUAUUAUAUAAUCAAAUUUAUUUAAUAUGAAAAAUUACUUUCUAGAAUUACUAGAUCUUUCUUAAUCAUAAUAAAUUUCAGAAUAGGCUGUGACUAUAAUAUUUUAAUAGUUUAGAGUAUUUGUAAUUGGAGGAAUGAAUACUCAUUUAGUGUAUGAAUUAAAUGAUGAUAUACCAGCUCUAAAGGAAGUAACAUCAGUUCCUUAAAGUAAUGCUAAUAGAUGGGGUUUUGGAUAUGUUAUAUGUAAAUAAAUUAUUAUAUAUUAGAGAAAAUAAUUAGCUGUUGUAUAUUUGUUCUGGUUAUAGCGAUUAAUUAUUGACAGCAAACACAUUUUGUUAUAAUAUUCAAACUUAGAAAUGGACUAAAUUGAGUGAUUGCUAGAAACCAGGCAUAGGUUGUACAUUAGUUUGUUAUAAUAAUAUGAGUAUUUUCAAAUAUGGAGGAACUGAAAUUAAUAACAAACCUCUUAAUUGUGUAGAAGAAUUUAAAAAUAAUGAAUGGCAACUUAUUAAUUUUAAAAAGCCUCACUUUAUUUUACCAAAUUUUAGUUUUGCCUAAUAAGUAAAUCCAACAUAGAUUUUUAUUGUUGGUGGAUAUUUUGAUAAAGAACAUAAUACAAAAGUUAUUGUAAUGAAUAUAGAUACAUAAGCUCAUCUAAUAGAUUCCAGAAAAGAUUAUACUUAUGUUGAAUUUGUAGUGAAUGAAUUUUUGGAUUAUGGAAAGUAUGGUCCUGUGGAAGCAAUGUAAAUUAGUAACAACUAAUUAUUUUUGUUAUAAAAGAAAAAUGAAAAGCAUCAAUACUUAACUGUAUAGGAUUAAUCUGUAUUUGUGGAGUUGAGAAAGAUACAUAUAUGA